Betta splendens (Siamese fighting fish) is the source of this 3733-nucleotide messenger RNA. RefSeq names its product wingless-type MMTV integration site family, member 6b (gene wnt6b). NCBI's taxonomy places the organism in Eukaryota, Metazoa, Chordata, Actinopteri, Anabantiformes, Osphronemidae. The record is from RefSeq and is a predicted model, not a curated record. The coding region runs from base 963 to 2027 and encodes 354 amino acids. Gene Ontology annotation, cellular component: extracellular region. Gene Ontology annotation, molecular function: cytokine activity; frizzled binding. Gene Ontology annotation, biological process: multicellular organism development; cell fate commitment; canonical Wnt signaling pathway. The transcript is spliced from 4 exons.
ACACACACACACACAGGACAAACGACCACACUGGUCUGUUGGCACGAACAGCUCAUAACUUUGGCUACUACUAACACACCUGUACUCAUUUCAUAAGUUGGAUCCAACACAAACACACUCUCUCUCUCUCUCUCUCUCUCUCUCUCUCUCUCCGGCAUGUGUCUGUGUGUGUUUAUCCCCUUUCUGCUCUGCCGUGUCCUCCUAAGACUAAUACCAGUCUCUCUCUCUCUCUCUCUCUCUCUCUCUCUCUGAGUGACAGCGAGGUUUUCGCUUCGCCCGGAGCGACGUCACACCAAGGUGGAAGGCGGCGAGCGCAUUUUUCCCCCCUUUAUCAUCCAAGGAAAACACGCAGGCCGUGGCGCCCACUCCGCUCCAGCUGCGCUGUACCUGCAGCCGGUGCGCACCCAAAACCGCUCCACCGACCGCACCAGCGCGUCACUGGAGAGCGCGCGCGGAGCAGGCAACAUCCAGCUGCGCCCCGCAAAUCCACGCGCGGUUCUUUUCCGGGCAACACGACUGUUCCUGGGCUCUGAUAUUCGGAAAAAAGUUCAGUAUUACCCGGUGGCAUCACAUUGUGGGCUGUCGUGCGCUGUUUCGCGCCGGGACCCGACUCGAUCGCCCGUCGCGUGACUCCGCGUUCCUCCCGAGACCGUGGGUGCAACGCGCGUGAAGUGCUGCGGCAGACAGCGCAGGGGAACAAUGGAGACGUUAACCACACCUUUGGAAGCGGACAUCUCCCCAGUAGCCUCUUGACCAGCUGUGCUUCGCGAGCUAAGAUGCGCCCGACAGAGGAAGAGCUGGAUGACGAACCGUUCGCGCUCCCGCUGACCGUUUCCAGUCAGAUUUCCUACUGAGCCGCCGCGUCCGAAAACUGGGAACUUCUAUGUUUUUAAGAAAUAAUCCAACUCGGCUCAGCUCGUCAGUAGUUUGAAAAAAAAAGUUUGCUCCUUGAGGAUUUCAACAUGACCGUUCGUCUCUCUCGGAUCCAGCUGGCUCUGUUCUUUAUCCUGCUCUGUCCCGUCAACAUCAUUGGACUCUGGUGGGCGGUGGGCAGCCCGCUGGUGAUGGACCCCAACAGCAUAUGCAGGAAGGCCAAGCGUCUGGCGGGGAAGCAGGCCGAGCUGUGCCAGACGCAGCCGGAGAUCGUCAGCGAGGUGGCCAAGGGAGCCCGGCUGGGCGUCCGGGAGUGCCAGUACCAGUUCCGGUACCGGCGGUGGAACUGCACCAGCCACAACAAGUACUUCGGCAAAAUACUGCAGCAAGACAUUCGGGAGACGGCGUUCGUCUACGCCAUCACGGCCGCGGGGGUGACCCACGCCGUCACCCAGGCCUGCAGCAUGGGAGACCUCCUGCAGUGCGGGUGCGAGGCCACCAGGAACAGGGCGCCCCCGAAGCCGCCGUCCUCCGCCUCCGGCGACGGAGUCAAGUGGGAGUGGGGAGGCUGUGGAGACGACGUGGAGUUCGGCUACGAGAAGUCCAAGCAGUUCAUGGACGCCAAGAGGAGGAGGGGCAAGAGCGACAUCAGGACGCUCGUCGACCUGCACAACAACGAGGCUGGACGACUGGCGGUGAAGCUCUACAUGAGGACCGAGUGCAAGUGCCACGGCCUCUCCGGCUCGUGCACGCUGCGCACGUGCUGGAAGAAGAUGCCGCACUUCCGCGAGGUGGGCGACCGGCUGCUGGAGCGCUUCAACGGCGCCUCCAAGGUGAUGGGCGGCAACGACGGCAAGACCCUCAUCCCGGUCGGCCACAACAUCAAGCCCCCGGACAGGCAGGACCUCAUCUACUCGGACGAGUCGCCCGACUUCUGCCUGGCGAAUCGCAAGACGGGCUCGCUGGGCACGCGGGGGCGCACGUGCAACAGCACGGCCAUGGACAUCAGCGGCUGCGACCUGCUGUGCUGCGAGCGCGGCCACCGGGAGGAGACGCUGGUGUUCGAGGAGAACUGCCUGUGUCGCUUCCACUGGUGCUGCGUGGUCCAGUGCAAGAAGUGCCUGGUCCGAAAGGAGCUGAGUCUGUGUCACUGACGAGCCGACGGACCGAGGCCGCGGGCCGUUCUGGAGGGGGUUUGUUAGAGUUACUCUGGCUACUUUUUCUUUGGGUGUUUGCUUUAGUCUGGUUUGUGUCGAAGAAGGAGAGGGUCUGGACUCCCCUGAAAGUUAACGUCAAACAGACAAGUGCUGCCUGGUAGUUUAAAGCAAAGGAAAUCUAACCACAAGACACCAGAACAGAGAAAAAAUUAAUGUCCAAACUACCUAUUUGUGCCUCCUUGCUUGUGAAAUGGACCAAACACGUGGCCUUAACAUGAGCAGCUCUGGACAUUUGUCCAAAAACGCAGUGAAACCAGAAAGGAGGAGUUUUUUUUUUUUUUACAUCACCACGCAGUGAUGCUUGUGAUUAAAUUAUGCAUUUUUAAAUUAAAUAUUUUUUUCUAGCGCUAUUGCUCCUGCAGAGUCAGAAAGAAAGAAUGGGUCAUCAGAUUUCACUUGUGGUCCAUUACUUUGACUUUGUUAUAUGUAGGCAUCCAUGAUCACUAUAAACUAACUGAUCUUUGUAAUGUAUCACCCUGCAAACGGUUGCUAGGUGACAGUCGACCCUAGACACACUAAUUCCAGAUCCAGACUCCAGAAAAGACCCUGACUUUUCCAGUGCUAAUAUGCAUGAAGGGGAAAUGGGAUCAUUUCAUCCUGUCUGAGGAGUUCUGUUGACCCUCAUGUUCCGCAGGUGAAGCAAAGGUCACUUAUUUAAGGAUACGAUGACGAGGCCCGCUGACAUACAACGACUACUCCCUUCAGUCUCCCUCAGAAGCACUUUGGACGCCUUCAGUAACCUUUGGGGUUUCGCUGUUUUGUUUAAGCCAAAAGAAAAACCUUUUUAUCGACAAACACGUGUAUUUUGUUUGUCCGUCAUGACACACAGGGCUGAUGUUAUAAUGCACUUUGGACGUUGGCUUCGAUUUGAUGCUUUAUGUGCAUAGGUGUGUGUCUGUGGUGUGUGUGUGGCUGGGUGUUUGUGCAGUCGGGCCAGUUGUCGCCACGUCCACCUGUGGACGGCAGCUUUUCUUCAUCCGUGCGUUAUGGUUAUGAGAAGCACACAGCGGUUUGACUCCUCGUGGGACAGAAAAGAUGUUUUUAUUGCUGUGUUUCAAGGGAUGCCUCCCGUGAACGCAUCAUGUCAUCUCAUUUACUUUUGAGGGUUAUUUCCAGACAAUGUACAGAAAGUACUGAGCUACAAUAAUGUGUUGCUUCAGCUUCAGACCUGUUAGAGUUUGUGGUCAGAAUGAUUUGCUUUGACUUAGAUCUGACUCGUGAUCGCAGAAGAAUCCAAAGUAAAACAGCCACUGUCGCCAAUCUGCUUGGCGGUUGCCAGAUUUGGUUGGAUUUGGAUUUGGAUUGGCAUCUUACUCAUACUUUGCCACUGAAAUAAUCGUGAGCACUGGUCACACCUUAAAACGGUCACCCAAGACAAACCAGAUGAAACACCAAGACAGCAGAAUUUAACCUAUGAGCUUCUGACCUGCCAGUAAAAAGAACCUGGAGCCAUUUCCAUAUCUGCAUGUGUCUAAUGAAAUUUGUCAAACGAGCUGUGGCAAUAAUUAUAAAGUUUUAUGACAGCUGUGUAUUACAUUCAAUGUGCUGAAAAUCGAUAACUGGAAUUACUUAUACUUUACAUUAGAUCCUAUUUAUGACUCACAUUCAGAACACUCAAAUAAAGAGAAAACAGUUCUUAUUCA